Molecule: messenger RNA, 740 nt
Organism: Gongylonema pulchrum
Lineage: Eukaryota; Metazoa; Nematoda; Chromadorea; Rhabditida; Gongylonematidae
Source: the annotation of a GenBank genome assembly
GUGAUGGCAGUGGAAGUUGAUGGCGAAGGUCAGGCGGUUGAGCGAGCUCGAAUAAGUCCGCUGGCCAACAGUCAUUUAUUUGGUGAUUUGCAACCAGAUACCCAGUACAACAUGGGUGUGGUAGCAUUCGUGGAUCAUGAGCCCAAACUCGUCUAUAAACUUCUUGCCAAGACAGCACGAGCCCCAGGAAUGGCUUGGGAUGAAAAGCCAACCAUAGCUCCCGAGAAUGCGCAGCAAUUCUCGGUGCACUGGAAGAAACCGACAUUGCCUGUUGGUGCGAGCAUUUCUAAAUUCGUCAUCGAAUAUCGACUACCCAACGAAACCGAGUUGAUCACGAUUGGUUCCGCAGCAUCGGAUUCUUGUGCUGGUGACGCUGGUGUACCACAUAACGUACGCGCAAGUUUCGUCUCCGAAGCGACCAUCCAGUUCACAUGGGAGAAACCGCAGUGCGAUGAAUCCUACGGGCCAAUUGAUGGCUAUGAAUAUACGUUCUGGAACGUCGAAACUGAUACGCAACCGCAAACAGCGUCUUAUAUUGGUCGGAAUACGGUAGCGCUGAAUGAUCUAGAACCCGGUUCGCGGUACGCAUUUCGAGUUCGUUCCCGCGCAGGUCAUGGGCACAGUUCCUGGAGUGAUAUUGUUCAUGCAGAAACAGAAGCACAUUCCGGUUCGCUCGGUAAGUUAUAUAGAAAAAUAAGCAACUGUCAUUUUCAUUUUCUAACUAUGGUAUUCUCAUGAAA